UCCUCUUUCUUCCCAGUAAAACCCGUAGUCAUCUGAGAAACAGCUCUGCCUUCACUUCCUCCCCAUCGAUCGUCGAUUCAGGUGAAGAGGAGGAACAUCGAUCGAUUCGAUGCCCCCAGACCCCUUGAUUUGCUCUUGAGGCCUCGAUUCGGAGACAUGAGCUCGGAAGAGAUCGGGACGGCGGCGAUCAAGCGCGCCAUCGUGGCGCUCCGAAAGCGGCAUUUGCUCGAGGAAGGCGCCCACGCUCCGGCCAUCAACGCCCUCUCCAGACCCCUCGUCGCCCAGGGCUUGGAGUGGAAGGAAAAAGCUGAAAACCUUGAGCUGGAACUGCAACAAUGUUACAAAGCUCACACACGGUUAUCUGAACAGCUUGUGGUAGAAAUUGCAGAAUGCAGAGAAUCAAAAGCCCUUGUUCAAGAGAAAGAAGAAUCAAUUAAUAAUUUGCAAAAUGACAUCUCACUAGCAAGGGAAGAAAACCUACAAAUUAAGCAGGACCUAGAUGAAAAGACAAAAGCUUUGGAUUUGUUAAUGAGUGAAAACCAGUCACUCAAAGCACAACUUGAGGAGAUUAGAUUGAAACUGAAAAAAACAGAGACUGAGAACAAGGAUUUAAUUGAUCGUUGGAUGCUUGAGAAGAUGAAUUCUGCAGAAAAGCUAAAUGAGGUUAAUGCAAUGUAUGAGGACAUGAUGCAACAGUUGAAGGUGUCCAGCAUUGAACAACUUGCACGACAACAAGUUGAUGGAAUCGUUCGCCAAAGGGAAGCUGGAUAUGUGGACCAUGUGGAAUCAACAGUUCCAUCGUCUUGCAAGCACACACUUCAUGCUCAUGAAGGUGGGUGCGGAUCCAUUUUGUUCCAAAACAACUCGGAUAAGCUGAUUAGUGGCGGCCAGGAUCGGACCGUCAAGAUCUGGGAUACAAAAUCUGGGACACUAAGCUCCACUCUUCAUGGUUGCCUUGGGUCAUUACUUGAUCUUGCUAUCACACAUGACAACAGAUUUAUCAUUGCUGCCAGCAGUUCAAACAACCUAUAUGUAUGGGAGACUAGCUCCGGUCGGGUACGACAUACACUCACUGGCCACACUGACAAAGUAUGUGCUGUUGAUGCAAGCAAAGUUUCCAGCCGCAAUUUAGUGAGCGCUGCUUACGAUCAUACCAUGAAGGUCUGGGAUCUGGUGAAAGGCUACUGCACCAAUACCAUUAUCUUCCAGAGCAACUGCAACUCGCUUUCUUACACCAUGGAUGGACUUACCUUCUGCUCCGGACAUGUAGAUGGUAACCUUCGGAUCUGGGAUAGCAGGAUGGGAAAAGUUGUGGGCGAAGUAGCUGCUCAUUCGCAGGCAGUCACAUCGAUUUACGUAUCCCAAAGCGGGAACUUGUUGCUGACAAGUGGAAGGGACAAUUUACACAACCUAUUUGACUUGAGAACACUGGAAAUUUGUGGGACGUUCAGAGCCAAUGGCAACAGAGUUGCAUCAAACUGGAGCAGGUCGUGUAUCAGUCCUGACGAGAAGUGUGUCACGGCGGGAUCAUCUGAUGGAUCUAUCUAUAUAUGGUCAAGACUAAACAAUAACAUGCUGAGCAUUUUGGAGGGGCAUUCUUCACCAGUUCUUUCAUGCGCAUAUGGUGGACCAGGGAACACACUAGCUUCUGCUGAUAAGAAUGGAAAUUUGUGUAUAUGGUGUUGAUGGAUGAUCGAUCUCGUUUGGUGUUUGGAACUAUAAAUGCCUUAGUCUUACCAUUAUUCUUCUUCGUAUCAUUAAGUGUUUCAAAGUGUAGAUUCUCUUUCUACGAUUAUUCUUCUACUUGUGAUUACACCUUUUAUUUCA
Molecule: messenger RNA, 1827 nt
Organism: Musa acuminata AAA Group (dessert banana)
Lineage: Eukaryota; Viridiplantae; Streptophyta; Magnoliopsida; Zingiberales; Musaceae
Product: autophagy-related protein 16-like
Exons: 5
Coding region: 157-1686 (509 amino acids)
Biological process (GO): autophagosome assembly
Cellular component (GO): autophagosome membrane
Molecular function (GO): protein binding
Source: RefSeq, a predicted model, not a curated record